This is a messenger RNA of Bipolaris zeicola 26-R-13, 999 nucleotides long. RefSeq names its product glycosyltransferase family 32 protein. Lineage: Eukaryota; Fungi; Ascomycota; Dothideomycetes; Pleosporales; Pleosporaceae. The coding region runs from base 1 to 999 and encodes 332 amino acids. Gene Ontology annotation, molecular function: mannosyltransferase activity. Gene Ontology annotation, biological process: mannosyl-inositol phosphorylceramide biosynthetic process. The record is from RefSeq and is a predicted model, not a curated record. The transcript is spliced from 3 exons.
AUGCGCAAAGGCGUCACCAUCUUCUUUCUCGUGACCAUCCUGGUCCUCGGCUUCGCCGUCCAUAGCGUCUGGACAUUGCUGGGUCUUUUGGUCGCGUCCGGCCGGGAGGACGCCAUUCUUCGCGGAGAAUUGCCCGCCCCCAACUCCAGCGCAAUCGAUCAUGCGCCACAAUUGGUCCCCAAGAUCAUCCACCAGACAUACAUCAACGAGAGCAUUCCUGCCCACUGGAAGGGCCCACAGCAAAGUUGCCUCGACCUCCACCCCGACUACGAGUACAAGCUAUGGACUGACAAGAAGUCGCGCGAAUUCAUUGCUGCCGAGUACCCAUGGUUCCUCGAGACUUUUGACGGCUAUCCCUACCCCAUCCAGCGCGCCGAUGCCAUUCGGUACUUUGUCCUUCACCACUUUGGCGGCAUCUACAUUGAUUUGGACGACGGAUGCAACCGCAGCCUCGAUCCACUUCUCGCCUACCCUGCGUGGGUCCGACGCACCCUUCCCACCGGAAUUUCCAACGAUGUCAUGGGCGCGGUUCCCCGCCAUCCCUUCUUCCUCAAGGCCAUUGACUCUCUGACCGACUACAACCGCCGCUGGCCUCUCCCAUACAUUACCGUCAUGGCUUCUACCGGUCCCCUCUACCUCAGUCUCAUCUGGAGGCACUACAACAACGCUGGCCCCGUGGGAGAGGAGCGUGUCCGCAUCUUGUUUCCCGACGAAUACAACAACCACUCGUGGAGUUUCUUCACCCACCACUUGGGAAACAGCUGGCACAGGACCGAUGUCAAGAUUAUCUUCUGGCUCGCCAAGCACUGGGUCCUCGUAACUAUUCUUGGAUUUACUGCCGGUUUCGCUCUUCUUGGCUUGAUCUACAAGCUUGCCGUCUUGAACAAGCGAUCCAGUGGCCCUGCCUCACCCAAGAUUCGUUUCUUGAGCCCAAGAAUGCCUUUCUACCGUCGCAUAAGUCAAAAGAGCUUUGAGCUCGACGAGCGACACGAGGUGUAA